AUGAUUGCAAAGGUUUUCCUACUAACUCUCCUGGUGGCCGUCGCCAGUGCCACACCUGUGACCCAGGACACGAGCAUGGUCGGCUAUCGUGAGGCGAUGGACAUGUUCCUUGAUGCCUGGAAGAAGAUGAUUCCCUGUGGCUUUCCUUCCGAAAAUAUUCCAGUUCUUGCUCCAUUGACCACUGACUUCUACGCCUUCAACUACAACAACGGAGAGACCAACCUGGUUGGCAAUGUGAGCAACAUCCGCAUCUCGGGUCUGAACAACUUCCAGGUGCUGAGUGGCAGUUACGAUCCCACCACCCUCCGCGCCACCUUUGACGUGUUGUUCCCAGAGCUGCAGAUUCUGGGCUCCUAUGAAGUUGAGGGAACAGUCGGUAUUGGUGGCCUCCCUUUGCCCAUCCGCCAGAGCGUUCUGAUCAACAAGAAACUGUCAGACUGGCGUUUCGUUGGCGAUUACACCUUUGCCCAGAGCUUAAGCAACUCCAAUGGACUGCGCUUAGCCGACUUCAACCUGCAAUACUUCGUUGCCAAUGUUCAGGCCGCCAACUGGAACAAAUUCAUGGACAUCGCAACCAACAACUACUUCAAUAGUUUCAUCAACUCUUUCUCUCUGCUCUUCACUGAGGAGAUUCAGCCUUAUGUCAACCCUAUGCUUGAGAAAUACUUAUUGCCCACCAUCAAUAACCUGCUCUCAAACGUGGACAUGACCCAGCUGACUAAUUACUUAGCAAUGCAAGCUGAGAUGUGGAACAGCGCUGACUGCAAGGUUUUGGCUUAG
Drosophila grimshawi is the source of this 780-nucleotide messenger RNA. RefSeq lists its product as uncharacterized. NCBI's taxonomy places the organism in Eukaryota, Metazoa, Arthropoda, Insecta, Diptera, Drosophilidae. The transcript has a single exon. Bases 1 to 780 code for a protein of 259 amino acids. The record is from RefSeq and is a predicted model, not a curated record.